Messenger RNA from Mauremys mutica (yellowpond turtle), 6206 nucleotides. RefSeq names its product zinc finger DHHC-type palmitoyltransferase 23 (gene ZDHHC23). Gene Ontology annotation, molecular function: protein-cysteine S-palmitoyltransferase activity. Gene Ontology annotation, biological process: protein targeting to membrane; peptidyl-L-cysteine S-palmitoylation. NCBI's taxonomy places the organism in Eukaryota, Metazoa, Chordata, Testudines, Geoemydidae. The record is from RefSeq and is a predicted model, not a curated record. Gene Ontology annotation, cellular component: Golgi apparatus; endoplasmic reticulum.
GCCGCGGGGCCCCGGGGCCGCUGGGCUGAGCCGGGGAGCAGGUGAGUUGCCCCCGAAGCCCCUUUUCAACUCACGUCUUGCGAGUGCGCCCUAGCUUCGGCCGGAGCCCGGCAGGCAGCGCUGGGCUGGCCGGGUCCCUGGGCCCUUCCCCGCUGCGCCCCCGCUGGAGUCCCCGUCUCAUGCCGGCCGGAGCAAGCGGGAGCCGCGGUUGCCUGAGGAAUCAGCAGCAGGAAACGUGGGAAAAGGAGGAAGCAGUCGAAGGGGCUGCGAUGGAGGAGCCGCUCUGCUGCUGCGAGUACAUUGACCGGAGCGGGGAAAAGAACCAUCUAGUGGCCUGUUGCUGUGACUGCGAGGACCUCGAUGAGGGCUGUGAAAGGUGGCUGACGUGCAGAUCUUUGCCCCCAGGGACUUUAGAGAGAAUUGCAGACACCAUCUUGGAUCGCUUCCGCAUCCCAUGGCUUAAGGGGGCCAUAAAGAUCAAUAUCACCCUGCUCCCGCCACUCGUCCUGCUGCCAGUCUUCCUCCACGUAGCAGCUCUGCACUUCCUGUUGGCACUUGUUAUCCUGACAUCCCUUCCUGUGGUGGUGCUGUGGUACUACUACCUCACACACAGGAGGAAGGGACGGACUCUCUUCUUUUUGAGCCUGGGGCUGUUCUCUCUGGGAUACAUGUAUUAUGUGUUCCUCUGGGAAGUGGUUCCGCGAGGCCAUGUGGGGUACAUUCAGGUGGUUAUUCUCACCUGUGGGCUAAUUCUCAUGCUUGUGGCCCUCUCUCAAGCCAAGAGAGACCCUGGCUACCUUGCCAGCCAAAUGAGCAAUGACAAAUCACCAUGCCAAGGCAGCAAUGGCUUGCCAAACAGGAAAGUCCUGGGGAGCUCCAAUGGGCUUCACGGAGCGGCUGUGUCUGGCAUUGCCAGCUGUCAUGCUAAGAACGAUGAUGCCAAGGGCUAUUCCAGAAUGUUGGCCGAGGGACUAGACAGAGCAAAGGAGGACUGGUGCACCAAAUGUCAGCUGAUUAGGCCACCCCGGGCUGGACAUUGCCGGUUGUGUGGCAUAUGUGUAAGGAGACUGGACCAUCACUGUGUCUGGAUUAACAGCUGCGUAGGGGAGCGGAACCACCGAGCCUUUAUCCUUGCGCUGUCACUCUUCCUGCUCACCUCCGUUUAUGGAAUUACACUGACCCUGGACACCAUCUGUAGGGGCCAAAAUAUGUUCAUAGCGCUGUUCUACUGCCCAGGGACCUAUGCAGACUACAGCUCUGCUCUGUCAUUCACGUGUGUGUGGUACUGUGCCAUUGUCACGGCCGGGAUGGGCUACAUCCUUCUCAUCCAGCUAUUGAACAUCAGCUACAACGUGACUGAGAGGGAAGCUCGGCUGGCUCUGCGGGAGGACGCCGGGCGCAGGCUGCUGGGCGGGAUUGUGGUAGACACGGGCAAGUGUACAGGAAGCCCCGGUUAUAACUGGGGCCAGUUCUUGACCCUGGGGUCACCCACUCCUCGGUGCUCUGCUGAAGACAUUGUGUGAACCCCUUUUCCCACUGAUCGCAGUGAUGUUCUGUGGUAGUGAAUGGCUCCUUCCACAGGGAUCCCACUGCCAUUCCCUACUGACUUGGAGGCUGGGCCCAUCUCAUCAUUGGUGUCUUAAGAGGCAUUAAAGUAGAGAGAGCUCUCGUACACCAGAGGUCAAAAGUAGGGUGCAGAAUGAAUUAAGCCAUAUGCACCAACCUGGAGGGACAAAAUCACACUCCUCCCCCACCUGCCUCCACACAGAGAAAUUUAUGCAUAAUUCACCAAGAUUAACAACAGCACAAGACUUUGAGAAUGUGGGUACUCAACGUCUGGAUUUCAGAGCCAAGGUAAUCAAAUGCCAGGCUUCAGGCCUCAGCUGGACACUGCAGGGGUCAGGACAGACUCCCUUCUCUUACCCACAUGCGGCAUUUCGCAAAUGAUGUGAUGCCUUGUGCUGAUGAGGCGAAGGAUGUGUACCACGAGCAAGCCAUUCCAAGAGACAGGAUCGCAAUCAUAAUGGACCAAGGGGAAGAUAUUUAAAAGGGGCUUUGUCUCAUGGUGGCUUCAAGAACCAACUAAGACCUCUCUUCUGUCUUGUGGGCAUAUUUUUCAAUCUUUCAUUCCAUCCCAGCCAUAAAGCUGCAUCAGCUGUUAGUGCUUCUCUUAAGUGCCUUUGUGAGCAGUACAUCUAUAGGGCUGUUUGAGGUCCUGUCCUUGCUUAGCUUAGCGCCCCCUCCCCUCCACGGGGCUAUUCCAUCUAUGUGUGAGAGGGGAGGACUGGUCCCUUCUCUAUGUGCCAGUGAUUUCUUCCCUUUGCUUCUCUGAGUUGAUCCAAGGGCUUGACUCCCUUGAAAUAUUUUUGUUCCAUUAGCAAUUGCUAGCACCACACAGCUGGUAAACAUUUUCCAAGUAAGAAAGCUGUAAGUUCCCAAGUAGCUGUUACUCAUUCUGGGGCAGUGGCCCAGGUGGGAUGUAAAUAGACCCUUGUCUGAGGCUGCUACUGGCUUGUGAUUUCCCCCUCCCUGUGAUGAGAGAGGAAUAAUAGUACUCCUGAAGUACAGCUGCCCAGAUCCCCUUUUCCCCCAAUCACUGAGAAUGUGCUCUACCCCCAGUAGACAUGUUUCUCAAAGGAACUGGAAAGGCAAGAUUCAACUCAGAGGCCUGGGGAUGAGGGGAGGGUUUGUUGGGCCUCACAGAAGACUGCUGAAUGAAAAUGUUGGUUCCAGUGUUGUAUAGUCAGGAUAUUAGAGACAAGGUGAGUUAGGUAAUAUCUUGUAUUGGAUCAUCUCUUUGGUGAGAGAGACAAGCUUUCAAGCUCAUGUGACCUGAAGAAGAGCUCUGUAAACUCAAAAAACCCAUGUCUUUCACCAACAGAAGUUGAUCCAAUGAAAAAUAUUACCUCCCCCACUGCAUCUCGCAAAUGAAACUGUUGGCGGGGGUUACAGUGGGGUUACUAGAAGCCUGUGAGGACUGAGUGCACCUGCCUCUCAACCGCACAUACGUGGGCUCCACUUUUAGCUGAAAUCACAAGUGAUGUCAUUUGGCAGAUCGUAUCCCAAGCCCUGGUUGUAAACACCACUGUAAUUUGAUAUGCCUGGCUAGAUAAGCCCUGGGCUCGGUCGGAGAGCGCUGGAGGAUUGUAGAUCCGGACUGAGAUGCACAGGCAGAGCUGGGAGGAAUCUCACUCUAAUUAUUGUGUGUCUACUCCACAAACACAACAGUCAGGGAGUAGCACCCUUGGUGGCAGACAGACCAAGGACUGAUUGGAGACUUGAACUCCCCUCUCCUUGCUUAGAGGUCAUCUCUUUAGGGCAGGCUUGAUAAAGCGUAUUACCAAAGGGGGUGUGUGGGGCGGGGAGGAGAGAUAGCAGCAGGGCAAGCUUCCCCUCCCCAUCUCUCUCUCUACAUUCAGCCCCCAGUCUGCUGGUCUGGCAUCUUUCACCAUCACCGUACCCACUCAUGAUACAAUGCCCAAGUUCACGUUGAUAUGCCCCUCUUUGCACUGUUCUGUUGCUUGCUAAAGUGGUAUAUGCAACUUCUGUGCCCCAGAGCAUAAUUAAUGAGCCUUAAGAAAGGCUGUGCUUGGAGCCCAGUGCCAUGGAAAGAGCUGCUGACUUGUGCAGUCCCCUCUUUGUGAUCACUUUAAAAGGGAGAAACCUCAGUCUCCAGUCAGAGGGAAGGAAAGAAGAAAAUCAAGAGAUGUGGAGACCUCUAGCCCUUUAUUAUCCCCAUUUCAAUGAGAAAGCAGUCUCAUGGAUCACAAUAAUCAUGCCAGUGGACGAGCUUGAUGAUCUGACUUCUCUUGGGACUGGAGUUAUGCUCAUGUCAAGAGCUUGCUCAAUGCUACUUAACUGCAGAUGUGUCUGUAGCAGAAAAACAUUUAGAGGGGCUGUGGGAGCCUAGAUGGAGGGGUUCUGCGUCAUGCAGUGAUCUCUCACAAACCUGUCCUGUUGGGAACUUGGAAAGGUUGAGCUAAUGUUGCCUUCUGGGCAGAAAAAAGCCACCAGAGGUGUAGAGCCCAGAACUAGGAACCAGGACCUUGAGCAAGUCACCUAACCUCUCCAUGCUUCAGUUAACCCCUCUGUGAAAUGGGAAUAAAACUCUGAACUUGUGUGUGUGUGUACCAGUGCCAUCUAAUGGGUGGAACUGGAGCUGCUCAACUGCAGGGGGCCCAACCAGAGCUUUAAGUGGUUAGAGGCUUGUGUUUUUGCAGCAGGAGGAUCUGAAUUCUAAUCCUACUGCAUGGGAAGUUCUAAGUGGCCAUAGAAUGCACUCCGGUGGCAAAUGCACUGUCUUAAAUGGCCACCUUCUUGUUUACAGUCCUAGUCUUCCUCAGAGAGGAUUACCUCAUGAACGUCUUUGGAGAGGGAAAGCACAACGUUCACUUUUUGCUCUGUGUUUGUACAGUGCCUAGCACAAUGGGGUUCUGGUCUAUGACUGGGGCUCCUAGGCACUAUAGUAAUAAAAUACUAAUAGCAGGAAGUAUUACCAUGAAAAGGACAGAACAGCAUGAGCUUCAGAUUUACUCUGGUUUGGGGUUUGGAGUUUCCUUUGAGUACCCACAGUGCAGCAGAAAGUCCAAGAAGGGCAAUGCCCCCAUUUUUCAUUUCUAUUGAGCAUGGAUUAUCUCACAUUCUUUGCUUUAACCAUGUCUCACUGAACUAAGGGUGGGCAAACUUGCUGCAAAAUGUUAAAAUCCACCACACUAGUGGACAUGAAGAGAGUGUCUUGGGGCUGUGAAAAAGGGACAGAGAUGCAGUUUGUGCAAUAAAGCAAGGCAGGCUGGUGAGGGGUAGUCAUGUGAGUAAUAUGAUAGGGGAGCACGCUGCAUUUGACAGAUGAGCUGCAGGGUGGGCACCCAGCUGGGUCCAACAGAUGCUUAAAUGUAAGCUCCUUGGGGCAGGGAGCAGCCACUUACUUGUCUGUAAAUUGUCAUGCAUACACAUAACAAUGAAGAAAUCAUUACCAUUCUGGCCCUUUAAAGGCUCUCCGGAGCUGCAGAGGAGGAGUGGCUAGAGCUGGUAAAAGAGUGGGGACUCUAGCAAUUUUUUAAAUGGUUUUUCCUGGUUUUCUGCCUCAACAUUUUGAAAUGUAAAAAGAUGUAUCCUGCUCUGGUAGCAUCCUGCUUAGAGACUUUCAGUGCUAUUCAGUGGGAUUCACUUUACAGACCAGGCAGAAUUUUAAAGGGGUAGGACUGUCCUAAUACUACUAGAAUUGCACAGAUACCAGGGUGCUCUUUGGUGAAUUUAGUGAAGGCUGUUGCACAGUUAGAUGCAUGGUAUGCAGGAGCGGCUCCAGGCACCAGCGCUCCAAGCGUGUACCUGGGGCGGCAGGCCGCGGAGGGUGCUCUGCCGGUGCUGGGAGGGCGGCAGGCAGGGUGCCUUCGGUGGCUUGCCUGCCGAGGGUCCGCUCCUGCUUGGGGUGGCAAAAUGUCUAGAGUCGCCCCUGAUGGUCUGAGUGAUAACUUGGCACUCUGCCGUAACUGCCUCUUGUCAAUUUUGCAUUCGUGCUCUGGUAGACGAGUGACUUUUUUUAAAGACCAUUUCCUGUCUCUCACCUUUACCCAAAUGACUCAAGUCACUGCUGCCCAAGAAAUGCCAGAGAUUCCAAUUCUAUUUCAGACUCCAUGCAGUAAUGGUGCUUUUCCCUUCAAAAUAGACUGCUUUCAAGUGUCUUAAAAAAAUCAUGUGCUGUAAAGUUUCUUCUCUAGACAAAUGAAUUCUGCCUGCUGUCUUAAUAAUCACAUGCUCUAUGACCUUCUCUGUAUAAAUGCAUAUUGCCUCAUUAGAGCAGUGUGUGUGUGUGUGAGUGAGAGAGAGAGAGAGAUAGAUUAUGGAUGUAUUUUCCAUAUCUCUACUAUGUUUUCAAUGGAGGCAUCUGCUCCCUAGGACUUUCUUCCACCGCAAGGAUGUCUGUCAAGUGAAAACCCUGCAAGGGACAAGGUGAGAUCCUUCCUGAAAUCAGGAAUCUGACUUCCCAAGAAUUUACAUAAUUAGGGAAAUGGUUUUAAUAGUAAAAUGUAGUAAAAUGAAAAAUACAGGGUCUGAAAGAAGAAUUGUUUCUAACUUGGAUGUGUUUUUCCUACAUGACAGGAGGAACCCUAAAUAAAUGUGAAAUGCUGUAGGUGUGAGCUUUAUUAAAAGGAUUGUGUUGAGUGGCCACUUUGUAACAUGCCCAGUGUUUGCAGAGGGGUGUAGUU